UGCAAGAGUGACAUCCAUUAUACAAUCAGUCAAAUGGUACUACAAAGCAUGCAAGCAUUGUGGAAAAGGAUACAACAACAUGUCAGAUACCCAGACAUGUGCCUGCCAAAUAGCAAUUCCAUGCCCAUCGUACAAACUUCCCCUUACACUAACAGAUGCCUCGGGAAGUUUGGAUGCAGUUGCUUUCUCUAGAGUAGCUGAAGACUUAGUGCAACAUCGUGCUGACCAAGUUUCUAUGAACAUGAAGAUCGAUGCUACCGAUCAUGCAAAUGCCCUAGAUAAUGCCAUUGGUAAAGAAAGGUUAUUCUACAUAGGAAUGAAUACUGAUUUGGCUGCCAAGUACCCUAUAAAAUAUGUCCUAAAGAAAAGUUUCUCUGUCGACAAUAAUAAUUCAGUACCUCUAUUACCACCAGCAAAGACAGCCCAACAGACAAACCUACUGCCCCCUCCAACUUCAUCCAACAUAAGUGCUCAAAGUCCAAUUGGACAAAACACCGAGGCCUCCUCUGAGAAUACACCUCCAAUUGGUAAUCAAACACAUACCAAGAUAAAAGAAAAUGAAUCCAAAUCUGGAGCAAAAAGAAGAAUAGACUUUACAGAGGAUGAUGCUAACAAAUCUAUCAGAUCAGAGGAACAUGAACAUGGUCCUUCCAAAGAAUGCAAGAAAGAGUAUGUAUUACUUCCCACAAUCUAUAUAAAAUAA
This is a messenger RNA of Triticum dicoccoides, 703 nucleotides long. RefSeq lists its product as uncharacterized. NCBI's taxonomy places the organism in Eukaryota, Viridiplantae, Streptophyta, Magnoliopsida, Poales, Poaceae. The record is from RefSeq and is a predicted model, not a curated record. The transcript is spliced from 6 exons. Bases 80 to 703 code for a protein of 207 amino acids.